Messenger RNA from Cooperia oncophora, 249 nucleotides. Lineage: Eukaryota; Metazoa; Nematoda; Chromadorea; Rhabditida; Trichostrongylidae. The record is from the annotation of a GenBank genome assembly.
AUGGAGAAGGUUAAAAGUCGUCACUUCUGCAAAGUAUUCGAUCGCGGCGUAUCUACUGAUUUCAACUAUAUCGCAAUCACAUUGGCAGGACGGAAUUUCAAGUUUAUUCGCAAGGCUUGCAAAGAUGGUAAACUCUCACUGGCUUGUGGAUUGAGUGCAGGCAUGCAGUGUUUAAAAGCAUUAGAGGAACUGCAUAAAGUUGGCUUCGUACAUCGUUCGGUGAAUCCUUCAACAUUUGCUAUUGGACGA